Messenger RNA from Microplitis mediator, 8504 nucleotides. It is a transcript of the gene Wdr62, whose product is annotated as mitogen-activated protein kinase-binding protein 1. The record is from RefSeq and is a predicted model, not a curated record. Gene Ontology annotation, cellular component: mitotic spindle. Lineage: Eukaryota; Metazoa; Arthropoda; Insecta; Hymenoptera; Braconidae. The transcript is spliced from 18 exons. Gene Ontology annotation, biological process: mitotic spindle organization; regulation of mitotic cell cycle. Gene Ontology annotation, molecular function: protein binding. Bases 366 to 7295 code for a protein of 2309 amino acids.
UGGUACCAAACAUUUCGAAUAAAGAUGGCACUGAGUAAAGAAGCAGUUAAGAAUAAAAUUAUCAUAUUGCUAAUAAAAUAAAGAUUGUAAAUAAAGUGAAAAGAUACCAGUUGUAAUUGCAAUCGCUGUAGUUUUGUGAGUGAUUUUUACGGAUAUACAGUGUCAUAGUGAAUGGAUUACUCGAUUACUAAGAGUAUAACACAAAACAAUACUUGUCACAAUUAGAAGGUCCACUACAUGGUACUGAAAUUCUAACCUAAAGGUUGACCAUGCAAAGCAAUCAAAAAGAUCACUGACAAACCACAUAUAAUCAAAGAUGAAAUCGUAACAGAAAUAACGGAAUAAUACGGACGAAAUAGUGCAAGAUGGAUCCACCCCUAACAAGCAAAGUUCUACGCGCUCCUAAUCUUAAACGUGGUCAAGAAAACAUCAGAAUACAUAAUAGGAUCAAAUUAGAACGUGUGUUAGGUGUGACCGUAUCAAGUAACGCUGCAUUGGAUUGUGACACAACAAGUGAAAUAGUCGCUUAUCCUGCAGGAUGCACAGUAGUUUUGUUCAAUCCGCGAAAAAACACACAGACACAUGUGUUAAAUAGUUGCAAAAAAACUGUAACUUCACUGGCGCUUGCUGGAGAUGGCCGUCUUUUGGUUACUGGCGAGUGCGGACAUAUGCCCAAUGUGCGAGUUUGGGAUAUUUCAGAUCAGCAAAAUGCCAUUCAGAUUGCGGAGUUUUCCAGCCAUAAAUAUGGAAUUAAUUGUGUUGCUUUCUCGCCAAGCAAUAAAUAUGUGGUUUCUAUUGGAUCACAACAUGAUAUGAUUGUGAACGUCUGGGACUGGCGAAAUAAUGUAAAGGUUGCAUCAAACAAAGUGUCAAGCAAGGUGAAGGCUGUAUCGUUUGCUGAAAAUGGCAGUUAUUUUGUCACUGUUGGUAAUCGGCAUGUAAAAUUUUGGUAUCUUGAAUAUACUCGAAGUGCCAAGUAUAAGGAACCAGUGCCUCUAAUGGGCCGAUCUGCCAUAUUAGGUGAACAACGAAAUAAUGAUUUUGUAGAUGUAACUUGUGGCCGUGGAGAGAUGGCUGAUUCUACUUAUGCUAUUACAAAAACUGGCUUACUCUGCGAAUUUAAUAAUCGAAGGCUCCUUGAUAAGUGGGUUGAGUUGAGGACAAGCAGCGCGAAUUGUAUGGCUGUAGGUGAAAAAUUCAUUUUUAUAGGAUGUGCCGAGGGAAUUGUCAGAUGUUUUAGUCCAGUAACUCUUCAAUUUAUUACGACUUUACCUAGAACUCACUAUUUAGGUGUAGAUGUAGCUUGCGGAUUGUCAAUAAGUCAUAUGUCUCAACAUCCAACAAAUGCUAGAUAUCCAGAUGCAGUUGCUUUGGCUUUUGAUGAAUUGAAUAACAAACUCACAUGCGUUUAUAAUGAUCAUAGCAUUUAUGUUUGGGAUAUACGAGAUAUAAAACGUGUUGGAAAAUCGCAUUCUUUUCUUUAUCAUUCUGCGUGUAUAUGGGGUGUUGAAAUGUAUCCAACUGAUAGUGAAUCAAUUAACGACAUGCCGUCGAAUAGUUUUAUAACAUGUUCAAGUGAUGAUACGAUUCGAGUAUGGAAUUUAAAAAAAGAUUUUUCGUCUAAUCAAAAAAUUUAUAACCGCAAUAUUUAUAGUAAUGAAUUAUUAAAAGUGUUAUAUGUUGAUCCUGAGUUAACAUAUCUAAAAGAUUUAGAUUUAGCUGCUGCAGGAUCAACAGAAAAAAGUGAUACCUCGUAUGAUGGUCGUAAUGGUGUUAGAUCAAUUAGAGUAAGUCCAGAUGGUAAACAUAUAGCUUCUGGAGAUCGAUCAGGCAAUAUCCGCAUUCACGAUGUAGCAACUUUAGAUGAAUUGUGUCUUAUAGAAGCUCAUGAUGCUGAAGUACUAUGCCUGGAGUAUUCAAAAUAUUCUCGAAAUACAACUGACGGGCCAAGACUUCUGGCUAGUGCUUCAAGAGAUCGAUUAAUCCAUGUUUUUAAUGUAGAUGAAGGAUAUAAUUUUCUCCAAACACUUGAUGAUCAUAGUUCCUCAAUUACUGCAGUAAGAUUUUUCAAAACAACGCAAAGUGAUAAAAUUCAAAUGGUAUCGUGUGGUGCUGAUAAAAGUAUUAUCUUUAGACAAUUGCAAAUGACUCCUGGAGGUUCACCACAAUUUGUGCGAGAUCACAAUGCUCAAGGAAAAACUACUCUAUAUGACAUGGAAGUAGACUCUGGUCAAAAACAUGUUUUAACAGCUUGCCAAGAUCGUAAUAUUAGAGUAUACAAUGUAGCCACUGGGAAACAUAGCAAAACAUUUAAAGGUUCAGUUGGUGAAGACGGCUCUUUAAUAAAAGUCGUUUUAGAUGCAUCAGGAAUAUAUGUUGCAACUUCAUGCACUGACAAGACCUUAUGUGUUUAUGAUUACUAUAGUGGUGAAUGUAUGGCAACAAUGUUAGGCCAUUCAGAACUAGUAACUGGCCUGCGAUUCAGUCCAGAUUGCCGUCACUUGGUAUCAGCUAGUGGUGAUGGUUGUAUUUUUGUUUGGAGUAUACCGCAUGACAUGGUAGUGACAAUGCAAGCUCGAUUAGCUCAACAAGCGAUGCGUGCAGGUAAAAAGCUACAUAAUUUACCAAAUGGACUUGCAGUACAGCUUAACAAUGAAACUUUUGGUCCACCAUCACCGGAAUUUUUCAAUCCAAAUGCCAAUUCAACCAUACAAACUUCAGCUGUUGACUAUCGGUUUAGCGUCGGCCAAUUACCUCAUUGGGCUAAGAAACAAAUCAAUACAAAUACUAAUAUUCAAGAAAAUAUAUCUUCUAGUGUCAGAUCUGUGGGAGUAGAUAUGCCAAAAGGUCGAUGGGCUCAACGUGUUCAACAGACUGAUGGUAUUACAGUUAAAUCUGUCUAUGAUAGUGAUGAGAUUAUUCAUUUUCCUCCUUCAAGAAGUGUCAUCGAUUCUGAUGGUGGAUGUGGUGGUGCUGGAGGAUCUAAAGACAGUUCUAUUGAUAGCGGAACUGAAACAAAAUGCAGUAGUGAUUACAGGCGUGAAACUAUUGUCAUAAAAAAGGAGGAAGAAGAAAACGUAUUUGCACCGUGCCCUGAUAGUUAUAGAGAAUUAACGGAAGAUUUAAAACAGAUGACGGGUGGCAACAUAACAAUAACUAGAGGUAGCAAUAUCACAGAGUUAACUCACCAAUCUAGAAUACGACAUUGCACCGAUGACAGCAGUCUUAGCAGUUUUAAAUUAGAGGAUCACGAGAGUACAGAACAUGACGGCGAUGUCGAAGAUUAUUCUGAGGGAGAAAAUGGAACAACAAGCUCUGAAAAAUCACAUAAUUUAAUGUACUAUCCUCCAAUUGAAGAUACCAUAUCAAAUCAGUUUAAAGUAAAUGCUAUGGAUGUAGAAGAACUUCGAAGAUCUAUGAGAAGAGGAAAAAAAAUUAAAAUUGGAGACAGCAAUCGCAGUGAAUUAACAACAGCAUCAGGCAGUCAAGAUGAUUCAGACUCAGAAGGUGGUGCAUCAACUCCAAGUGCUGAACGCAAUCCAUUAUCUAUACUAUCUGAAGCAAGUUCUGAAGGAUAUGAUCAAGUUUCGAAUCAAACUCAUCGAGAGAAAUAUCUAAAAAAUGCUUUUGAAUCUCUUAGUGGUGCUGAUGAACCUACAAAUAGAAAAAAUACCAGUAUUAGCUCUCAAUUUCAUGGGAGAUUUAGUGGAGGACAAAACCAAGGAAAUAAAACACACCAAACUCAAAAUAUAAACCCAAUAGUGCCAAAAAAUACCAAACUCAGUGCUGAUGUAACUAAAAAUCGUGAAGAAUUACAACGGCGAAUAGAAGAGACGAGAAGAAAAUUACAAAGUGUUGGCUAUAAGUCCUCUUUAAAAUCAAGUCAAAGUAUUUCAGAUCUCAGCAGCCAUCUACCAGAUCGCCAUCAUCGUCAAAGUAGAAUUGGUUCAGGUAAUAAUAAACGUGAGCAGUCAAUAUAUUAUACAAUAACAACUAACCCUUGUAAACCAUUACCAAAUUCUAAGUCCUACUUAAAACCUAAAACUUUUACUAACAACGUUUCUGGUUAUGGGAAUGCUCUUUCAAAUAUUAAAGAUAUAAUCGACAACAAAUGCUUACCCAAAAGUCGAACUACGUCUUGUAUUAAUGAACGAGCUAAAUUGACAGUAAGUCGACCGUUAACAUUAACAUUAGAGAAAACUGAAAAAUUUAAAUUAUCCGUUAAUAAAUGCAAUAAAUCGUUACCGGAAUCGCCUGUUUGUGAAGAAUUGAAAGCGGUAAAAGAAUCAUGGAAAAAAGAAACUAAUAAAUUUAUGACAUUUGCUCAAAAACAACGAUCUUGUAGUUAUUUUAUCGGCUUGAAUGAUAAAUCAGAAGACAUUGAUAAUUUAGCAAAGUCAUUCGAAAGUUUACCUGCAAUGAAUGAACCAUUAUCCGAUAACGAUGAUGAUGAUAAUAAUGAAAAUGGUAAUUUCAGUGAUGAUUCAUUAGAAAGCGAUAUUAAAAAUCCACCUCGUAGAUGCGUUAGUGAAUAUCAAAUAAAUUUAAAUACAGAGAUUAAUAAUGAAAACAAAAACUAUUUGAAUUAUCUGAAAAAAAAUUUUGGUGAUUCUCAAGAAAGUAUUCUUUCUGAUGCCUCUGGAGAAAUAUUUGAUUGUCAAUAUGAUAAUGAUCGACACUCUAGUGCUAGUUUUUUUUUGUCACGACGAAAAAUUCAAACCGCUCAAAGCCAAGAGAGUGUCUUAACUGAUAUUACGGAUGACUAUCAAACCUUUCCAUUGCGUGAAAAUGAAGAUCACAGAAGUACUGAGAGUAUUCUUACCGACGAUUCUGAUUCAUUAGUUAAGUCUGCGCCAUUAGAAAUGCUUUUUGAUUCACAUUAUAAAAGAAAACGUCAGAAUUCCGACACUUAUAAUGCUAAUCCAAAAAAUAAAAUCGAAAAUACUGAAUUUGAAAAACCAUUAAAUACAAAUAUACCUACUAGGGCUGUUUUUCGGUCUAAAUCCUUACAAGAUACAAGACUUAGUGCAAUAAAAUCUCCAAUUAGUUAUACCGAAGAAAAUUUCCGACCAAACCAAACUUGUAUUUACUAUGAAUUUAAUAUCGAUGAUAAAAAGGAAUACUGUUCAAAGGUUCGUAGUUCACCAAGAUUUGAUGGGACAAGAAGUAACAGCUUAAAAGAACCACAUUCAAUGUUAAUUUUUGAUAAUUUUGUUCCUCAUAAGCCGCCUAAACCAAAACGAAAUUUCCCUCGUACCCAAAGCAUGCGGAAUCGUAGUAGGCCUGCUUGGAAUAAAUACAAUUUUGAAAAUCAAUCAUCUCAAGUUAUAAAUACAAAUAGUAAAUCUACUUAUUCGGACAAAGAGGAUGCGGAAUUUAAAAAAAAUACAAAUGAUUUAAAAUUAGAAGAAAGUACUUCUUUGAUUCUUCUUUCACCGACUAAUAAAAUAACAAACCACAAUUUAUUAAAAUGCGCCGAGCCAAAAAAUAAUAUUAGUAUUGUAGAAAAUUUAUCAAACGAUUCAAAUAAAACUAAGAAAAAUAACAAGCAAACAACUAAAUUAGCCGAAAAUUGUUGGCAUGAAGAAUUAGAUGUUGAUAGCGGCUUUGAAAAUCAUAUUCCUACAAAAGAUACAUUUGAAACUUAUGAUUCAUUAGAACCUAAUGGAACAUCUUCUUAUGAAGCAUCUACAUCUGAUUCUCAGAUUCAGGAUACAAAUCGUGAAGAAGAAAAAAAUUAUGACAAUAGCACUGUUGACAGAAUCAGCCGUGCCAUUGAAGGAACUGUAAAACUUUUAUCAAAAGAAUUUGAAAAUUUAGUUAAAAGAGAGCAACAGCAGUUAAUUAAAGAAAAACAAGUUUGGCAGACACAUCGAUCAAAUUCAACUGGAAAUUUUUUAGAAUUACAAUCAGAAAAAGAUAAAAACUCUAUUUUCAAAAAAGAAACUCGGCCAAGCUCAGGAGGUGAGGAUAGUGAUUGUACAGUAGAUAAAUCCUUGGUGGAAAGUGGCUCCUCGACUCCUGGAUCAAGCUGUACAAAUUCUCCAAAACGAAUUUGGCCACCUGCGUCUCGGUGUCAGUUGAAGUGGAUUAAAGCACUACCAACAAUCAGUCAAGAUAUCCUACCUUCUAAGCAACACUUAUCAGAUGAAAUCGAAGACAAAGGUAUGCGACGUGCUUGUUCCUUGAGUGAUCUCUCCGUCAGUCCGCCAAAUAGGUUACUGCAUGGUCCAAUACAAGUUUCAGGUAAAUUAAGUAUUAAAAAUUCUAAUAUAUCAUCGAGGAAUGGAACUGGUACUCAUACAAAUAGUGGAUUACCGUCAAGAUAUACCUCUAGUAAAUCUCAUUCAACCUACAUGACUCGAAGUAGCAGUGUAGGCGUUUUAAACCAACAUAGUGAUUCAGAAUCGGAUGCUGGAAUAGCUUCAAGUGGUAGAAAUUUCACAAAUUCAACGACAAACAAUCGAAUAAGUGGAUUGAUGAGACCUACAAUUAGUUCACAGAAUAAAAUAAAUCAUCAAACUAAACCACAUUCUUCUUCAAGUAGUAAUUUACCCAUGGUUUUGAGAAGACGUGGAAUGCAAUCUGCUUAUUCAAGUGUCAAUCUAAGUCAAGUUGGUAAUCAAGAAGAUUCUAGUUCAGAGGAUACUUCUUCAAAUGGUAAUGGCGGGAAGCCAACAUUACCACCCAGACCUCGAAGUAUUAACAUCGAUCUCUCAGCAAACUUUAAUUCUGUUGGAUCAUCAAUCAGACGGUCAGGGUCAAAUACUACAAUAUCAACUACUCGGCUAAUAAAUAAUGCAAGUGGUCAAAUGAGGCUCUCUAGUCGUAAUCAAUUGGAUCAAAAUCCUCAAAAACCUUCUGCUAAAGAAAUGAAUGUAGCUAAUGCUGAACUAAACUCAGACAGAAAAUUAGUAUCCCCUCAAUUAUGUAAUACAAUUGCCGAUGAAUUGACGAGAACUGCAGAUAAUGUAGUUCAAUUGUAUAAACGACUAGCGAUGGAUAGUUCUGCAAAUUCUGUGCUUGAACCUAUUGAUAGAGAUACAAUGCUUCGAGGUUUAGAGUCAUCAGUCAAUGAAGCGAUGCAAACACUUCGUCUUGUUGCAGCUAGCACAACUAACAAAGAAACUACUGACAAUGAUCCUUCAGUUGUUAAUGAAGCAACUGAAACAUUUAAAGAAUUAUUGGCAGGCCAAGAUCAGGGAAAAGUUGUUAAUAUAAUGCAACAAUAUUCGGAAAUGCUAUUGAGUAUGAUGCAACAAAGAAUGAGUGGUACACAACCAAAUCACGCCUAGAGCAUAUAUAAGCAACAAUAUAUUUUAAAAUUUUAGUAAUAAUAAUAUCGAGAGAACAUUUAAACUGCCACAAAAACUUAAUUAUGUAAAUUAGUUUGUGGUUUUAACUAUUGCUCUCUUGCCAAUAAUUAAAUUAAAUAAAUUUCCCUAAGCUUGUUUAUCAAUCUAACGAUACCGUGUCAUUGUCAUUAAUAAAAAUAUUUAUCGUUUUUUAUUAUUCAUUAAUAAAAUACUAUUUUUGAGCCAUAUUGGAAAUAAUGCAAUUGUAACAUUGUACAAGUCAAUACUUAAAUAAUAUGUCAAGAUUAGCGAAGAAAAUAUUAUAAUAUUCAUUAUUCGUUUUUACGUCAUAUUCAUUAACCAUUAAUGAUUUUUUUUUUCAUCACAGUUUGGAUUCAUUUGAUAUUAAAUAGAAAAUAAUUUUAAUUCUCCACUUACUUUAUUAAUUAAGCAAAUUCAAAUGACGAUAAAAAUAGAAAAGUCGAAUUAAUUUACCGCUGUAGUAUAUAUCUAUAAUAUAAUAUGUACAUGAAUAUCGGGAAAAAAUAUAAUAAUAUUAUUUGUGUUAAAUAAUAAGUAAGUAAAUACGAUAAAACUAGUAACAGGCUCUAUGCCAACAAAUGCCAAUAACUAAAGACUCGUAGUAUUAAUAAAAUUUUGUGUAUCACCUGUGUUAUAUACUAUAACGGUAAUAAUAUUUUCGUCUGUUAUAUAACCAAAGGCAAUACUGUUUAUAAUUUACUUAAAACAUACAUUAUCAUUGAUAUGCUAGAAAUUAAACAUUUAACUUUUACUAAUUUAAUCGAAUUUAUUUAUUUGGAAAUGAGAUAUUGAGAAAUACUUAAGGAUAUUGAUUUUUUUUAGCCAUUUAUUAAAAAUAAUUUAUGUAAAUACUAUCAAUCAAGAAAAUAAGUUUUUUUUUAUACAUAUUUUAUUUUAUCAUAUAAUAUAACGAUUAGAAAAAAAAUAAUAAUAAUAAUAAUUUUUAGGUUAAAUCUCUUCUUGUAAUGAAAUUAUAUAUAUAUUUUGAUGUAAACUUUUAUCGGAUAGGAAUUGAUGCAUAUAGACAUUUUUAAUGCAAAUAUUUCAAUUAAUAUAACUUUAUAAAUAAAGUAAAAUUGAUAAUGAUGAGAAAAAAUGUAGAAAAAAUUGCUAUGGUAUAGUCGUUUUUUUUUUUUUAUAUACAUUCGCCAAUUUAAUGGAUUUAAA